AUGAUAAAUCUUCUUGAGCACCACAGACUGAUGAAGAGCAAGAAAGAUAACAGCAAGUCUACACGACUUGGGAAGUAUGUCAAUGAGCUACGCCGCAAGACAACGAAUGAGGCUCUGGCAAGGCGUGCCAAAGAAUUGGUACGCCAGUGGCGUCACUUGAUUGCACAUGAAAGUCCUGCUCCUUUACAAGUAUCAACAUCGAAUCAUCUUCGUAAUGGACUUACAGUGCCUACAACACGUUUGGGUGGGACAUUAAGUCCAGGGCUGCCUCGUACCACCCAAAGUGCUAGUGUAACUACAAAAAUUUCGAUCAGCCCACCUCUAAGUGAAAAUGUUGUGAACACACACAUUCCUACAGUUUCGCCUGCGGCAUCAAUAGCAUCGAGUGGGAAAAGUAGUAGUCCCUCCUUGCAAACUCAAUUGUCUUCCUCAGUUGCACGCCAUAAGCAAUCAGUGUAUCCUUACACAUCUCCUGUGACUCACAAUUCACAAACAAGAAAUCACAAAGUUCACAGACCAGAAUCUCCUGGUCUGACAAACACCCAUGUAAAUCAGGUAUUGGCAUCAGAAUCUGUACCAAAAACACAUGUAGCUAAUAAACGACUACGAAAAGAUUCACCCCCACCACCCCCACUCCCACCCCCACCACCACCAAGUACAGAAAAUUCACUUAAAUUCGGUCAGCCAAAUGGAGGUGUAGUUAGUAGUUCUGAUCUUGAAGUUGCACAUCCAAAUGUGGAGGUCAUUGAAGAAUGUAGUCGUGAUAGUUUUGGUGCAACAAGUGAUCAUGGAUCAAUAACUUUCUUAUCAGAAUCUCGUUCUGUACUGAAAAAUGAAGUGCCUCAAGAUAAUGGACUCUCUGUGCAUAUUAAAAAUAAAACUCCUGGACGCCGUAAGAGAAUAGCUUCAAAAGGUGCGAAAACAAAAACCACAUUGACAGACAAUUCUUCACACCCUUCAGCUGUUGAUGAUAUUGUUAAAGAGAAAAUAGCAUCUAUAGCUCGAAUACCAAAAGUUAAAACUACACAAGAAUUGCUUGCUGGAUUGCAAGCUAGAACUGUUCCUUCAGAAGAACUUCCAAGUGCAAAUUCUGUUCCCACAGGAAGUAGAACUAGUCUAAUGAAUUGUACUCUUCCUCAUAAACGAGGGAGUCCUUCUGACGCCCUUGAAAUAUCACGCAAUAAAACUGAGCAUAUUGCUAAAUUCUUGCGUUCACAAUCGGAACUACAAGAAUUUCAUAGGGAACAAACUACGAGUGAGUUGCCAAGAAGCUUUAAUGAGUGUAUGCCUCAUGCUUCACAAAGUGUGGAUACUGUAAAUGCUCCUCCAGUUUCAAGGAUAUCGAAGGAAGUGCAACCUUCCAAUAAUCUAUUUGACAAUUUUGAGCAAUCAGUGUCUUCAAAGGACAUUCAAAGUGCUUCAUCUGGUGCUGAGGGUUGUGCUGACAAAAUAGUUACAGAUAUUUUGGCUCGGUUGCCACCAGUUAAAUAUGAUGAAAUAAAGUGGGAUGAACCUCAAGAUUCAAUAGGCAAUGUGGUGUCUGUUGAAGAGACUGAAAAUUUAGUAGAUAGGCUGUAUAAUGAAAAUAUUGAUGGAAUUAGUGGCAAUUACAGUCAUGAAGCCAAUGGUGAUACGUUUCGUGAGUGGCAUGAGACAGUAGUGAGAACAUCGUAUCAGGGAGAUUUAUUAACUAUAUUGCCUUAUGUUGUAAUUGAUUAAAGAGAAAGAAAGAAAUUUUUUGUUGAUGUUUGUUAAAUCCUAUUAAUGAAGUGAUCCUUACGACACUUAAAGUGUUCCUUUCCU
Molecule: messenger RNA, 1803 nt
Organism: Gryllus bimaculatus (two-spotted cricket)
Lineage: Eukaryota; Metazoa; Arthropoda; Insecta; Orthoptera; Gryllidae
Source: the annotation of a GenBank genome assembly